UUAACGGCUCAGUCUUAAAGUGACGCGCCCGAUUUAAUUCCAACCUUUGUCAUGUGACUUGAGGCUGCUUGUGUGUGUAUGAACAAACGCACCCAAGUCAUUGACAGAAAUGGCCACCGCGGAAGUGGAGCGCAGACGAGGUCAGCUUGCUGCUUUGUCCAUAGCAGCAGUGGUCAUCAUUGUGGGAGUCCCUCUGUGGUGGAAAACCACUGAAACCUACCGGGCCUGGUUACCUGUCAGUCAGAUCAGAGAACUGGCUAAGCUGCAGCUCCAGCUGAGUGCAGAUGUGGAGGUUGUAUUUGCCCGUGGAACAGUGACACCAGAGCAGCAGAAGAAGGUGCCUCUGACACAAACCCAGGAGGAGCAUCAUGCUGUAGAUGAGGAUACAGCUUUGAAAUAUAGGUAUGAGACAAAAUAUCGCACAGCCACCAUCAUGGAGGAGGAUGCCCUGAACAAACCUACUGCAGCGGAGGCAGAUCUUUCUCUGCAUGUGCUGAGUGAGAGUCCAUGUGGGUCUUUGGUCAUAUAUGUGAUCCCUGAGUCGUCCUCAUUACUGCCUGAGGAUGUUAAAGUGUACAUUGGUCAGCGACGGACUGCGCUGCUCCGUGUUGUUCCCCAGAUGAGAACAGCUAAGAUGCUUGAGCAGCUGCUGCAUCACCUGCAGCCACACAUCAAACAGGUACUGAGAGUGAUGUCAUUCAGCCGUGCUGACAUCACUGCUGCCCUCAGCGACAGAGUCCGUUUCCACCCAGGCAACAAAGAGAGCAUUGCAGACAGUAUGAGAGCCUUCAAAUCCAGUCCAGGCUAUGAGAUAACAUUCAGCUUGUUAAACCCCGACCCGAAGUCUCACCGGCUGCACUGGGACAUUGAGGGUGCUGCGCAGACCUACAUACAGCCUUUACUUACCAAAAUGUCCCCGGUGGCUAAUUUUAGCAUUGACUCUCAGACCUUGCAUUAUGCCAUGCUGGGUGUCAACCCACGCUUUGAUAACACCCGCAAUGCCUACAUGCUCAACGCCGACAGCCUCGCGCAUGUUAUCAACCCAGUGGAGGCCAGACUUGGCUCUAAUGCAGCAUCUUCCAACCCAGUGUUGAAUUUUCUUCUAUAUGUUCCUGAUGCCUACCAUUCACCUCUUUACAUCCAAGAUCAAAACAAGCAGGAAGUGCCCUCCAAUGCGUUUCACUCGCCACGCUGGGGUGGGAUUAUGGUGUUUAAUGUAGACAGUUACUAUGGGCCAGAGGCAGAGUUCCCUGUUGACAUAAACAUCAACAUGGCUAAAGUCAUGGGCGUCUUCCUCGCACAGCUUCGACUGUUGCUGGGUGUGCAGUCGUCACCCCCACCCCCUGGCUUCCUGGUGGCACCCUGUGGCAGAACCGGACUAGCUGACUGGGAGCUGGACCGUCUCAUGUGGAGCCGCUCAGUGGAAAACAUUGCAACAGCGACCACAACAAUCACCUCACUUGCACAGCUGCUAGACCAGAUAGGCAACAUUGUUAUUAAUGACAACAUUGCUGAACAGGUGUCCAGCGCUGUGACGUCUCUGCAGCUGGCUGUUGCAGAGCUGGAGGCUGGAAACCUCAAAUUCGCCCUGCAGUUUAGUAAAGAAGCCAUCCUGGCUUCAGAGAAAGCCUUCUUUGACCCCUCACUGCUCCAUCUCCUCUACUUUCCUGAUGACCAGAAGUUUGCUAUCUACAUACCUCUCUUCCUGCCGAUGUGUGUGCCUAUUCUGCUGUCUCUGAUCAAAAUAGCUUCUGAGGCUAGACAGAAACGUAGGGAAAAGCAAGCUAAGAAGGACUGACGUGAAGAUGUUAUGGAUAAACUGUUUUGUUGGUGGCUUUGACAUUUAGUGGCAAUGGGGGCAUAAAGAAAGGUUUUUAUACAGUGUUGUUUGGGGAUAUUGUUCUGUUUGAAAUUAGGAUGGGCAUGUGUUGAAAGUUUUUAUUAAAUGACUACUGGAACUGUAGCUGUACGGUUGAAAGCUUAAAUUUGUGUAAAUGUGUAAAAACUUAUAUAUAUAUGAACUUUCUUUUGUAAAUUAUUAAGAAUUAAAGACUAAAGAUCUAAUUCA
Molecule: messenger RNA, 2068 nt
Organism: Poecilia reticulata (guppy)
Lineage: Eukaryota; Metazoa; Chordata; Actinopteri; Cyprinodontiformes; Poeciliidae
Gene: pigs
Product: phosphatidylinositol glycan anchor biosynthesis, class S
Biological process (GO): attachment of GPI anchor to protein
Cellular component (GO): GPI-anchor transamidase complex
Source: RefSeq, a predicted model, not a curated record